UAAAAAAUGGCCAUUAAAAGUACAUGUUGUACACCAAACCUAAUAAAAAACAUAUCGAUAUGCUGUGUUAUACUAAGUAUGUGGGGAUUCAUUCAAUUGAUGGCAAUGGGAUUAAUGUUUAAAUUUCAUUCAGUAAACCUUUUGUACGAUAUGAUCGAUGAUGUGGAUGUAACAGACGAGGAGGAGUUUUACAGAGAACUUAAUAUCUCUUACACAAAUUAUGCAACAAACUGCUUCGUAGUUGGAGUGCUGUAUUUCGUGACAUUCAUAAUAUCUUACGUUCUUUACCGGAAAACGUUGAAAAAAAUAAACAAAAAAAAGCACGAUUCGCAAUUCCAAAAUCAACAUUUACAACACCAACAAAAUCAACGUCAAUCAACAGGAUCCGCGUUCCACGAAUGGCGUGAACAUAAAAGUCAUAGAAAAAAAAGUGUUCCUUAGGAAUAUGUUUUGGGUCCCAUUCGACGUCUUAAACUUAAUUAUAGGACCUGCUGUGAUAAUGUGUUACGUCUUUCUACUAUUGAGUUUCUAGAACUACUAAAGGUCUUAAUUAAGCAGAAAUAAUUAUUGAAUGCUUUCUGGAUUCGUCUUGAAAUCGCUGAAUUAAAGUGUAAAAUAGAUUGUAAAGUUAUUUAUCUGGCGCCUUGCUCGGAAUUGUCUAUCGAAUUGCAAAGAGAGCUGGGAAAUAGCCAGAGUAUACUCAUACACUCAUACACUGCGGUGCACAGUGGCUAGAUGUUUUGGUUUGUAGAUAAUAAAGAUGAUAAAUAUACAUUUUAA
Brassicogethes aeneus is the source of this 780-nucleotide messenger RNA. NCBI's taxonomy places the organism in Eukaryota, Metazoa, Arthropoda, Insecta, Coleoptera, Nitidulidae. The record is from the annotation of a GenBank genome assembly.